GGGAAGAGCGGCCGCGGCGCCGGGCGAGCCCGGGAGGCGAGGCAGUGCCAUGCUGCCUUUGUGCAAAGUUGGGCGGCGGGCGGCGCGCCGCGCGCAGGGGCCCCGCACACCCGCGACCGCGCGCAGCCGUGGCUGCUGCUGAGUGGCGGGGGCCAGCGCCCCCCCCCGGCCCCCGCUCCCCCAGCCCUUGAAGGCGGAGAGAGCUGGCGUCUCGCUCGGCUUCAGGGUAAGUCCAGCUGUGAGCGGGGUGUUCUGUUCUUCACUUCCAGCAAGCCAGAGUUUUAUAAAUGGACACUGACAUGGACUACGAAAGACCCAACGUGGAAACCAUCAAGUGCGUGGUCGUGGGAGACAACGCCGUGGGGAAGACGCGCUUGAUCUGCGCCAGAGCGUGUAAUACGACGCUGACGCAGUACCAGCUGCUGGCCACCCACGUACCCACGGUGUGGGCCAUUGACCAGUACCGGGUCUGCCAGGAGGUCUUGGAGCGUUCCCGGGAUGUCGUUGAUGAAGUGAGCGUUUCUCUCAGGCUUUGGGAUACUUUUGGCGAUCAUCACAAAGACAGGCGUUUUGCCUAUGGCAGGUCCGAUGUUGUGGUCCUCUGUUUUUCGAUCGCUAAUCCCAAUUCCCUAAAUCAUGUGAAAACCAUGUGGUAUCAAGAAAUCAAGCACUUUUGCCCUCGCACACCUGUUGUUCUAGUUGGCUGCCAGCUAGAUCUCCGCUAUGCUGAUCUUGAGGCUGUUAAUAGAGCCAGACGCCCUUUAGCAAGGCCCAUAAAGAGAGGGGAUAUUUUGCCCCCAGAAAAAGGCCGAGAGGUUGCAAAGGAACUGGGCAUACCCUACUACGAAACAAGCGUAUUUGACCAGUUUGGAAUCAAGGAUGUGUUUGACAAUGCAAUCCGAGCCGCCCUCAUUUCCCGCCGGCACCUGCAGUUCUGGAAAUCCCACCUAAAGAAAGUCCAGAAACCUUUACUUCAGGCACCAUUCCUACCUCCAAAAGCCCCUCCACCGGUCAUCAAAGUUCCAGAAUGUCCCUCCACAGGGACGAACGAAGCUGCCUGUUUACUGGACAGUCCUCUGUGUGCCGACGUCCUGUUCAUCCUCCAGGACCAGGAGCGGAUCUUUGCACACCGAAUUUACCUCGCUACCUCCUCUUCCAAAUUUUAUGAUCUCUUUUUAAUGGAAUGUGAAGAAACCCCCCACUGGAGCGAAGGAGCUUGUGAGCAAGAGAAGCAGAGCAGGGGUUUCCAGGGGCCCCUGAGUCUCGACCCCGACGAGGAAAGGGAGGAGGGCACCCCAAGGACACCUCAGGCCGAUCAGUGGGCGUCCUCAAGCCAGAACCUGUCCCAACAGGAGACCCCGGGGCUGGAAGCCGAGGGCUCAGCGGCGGAGACACAGACCCUGUCGGGCUGGAGUAAGGGCUUCGUUGGCAUGCACAAGGAAACGCAGGUCAACCCCGUUUCAAAGCGGAUGGGCCCCAUGACUGUGGUCAGGAUGGACCCCUCUGUCCAGCCAGGCCCCUUCCGGACCCUGCUCCAGUUUCUCUAUACAGGGCAACUGGAUGAAAAGGAAAAGGAUCUGGUGGGCCUGGCUCAGAUUGCAGAGGUCCUAGAGAUGUUUGAUUUGCGGAUGAUGGUGGAAAACAUCAUGAACAAGGAAGCCUUCAUGAACCAGGAGAUUACGAAAGCGUUUCACGUCCGGAAAGCCAAUCGGAUAAAAGAGUGUCUCAGCAAGGGGACCUUCUCAGAUGUGACAUUUAAGUUGGACGAUGGAGCCAUCAGUGCCCACAAACCGCUGCUGAUCUGCAGCUGCAAGUGGAUGGCUGCCAUGUUCGGGGGGUCGUUCGUCGAAAGCGCCAACAGUGAGGUAUAUCUCCCGAACAUAAACAAGAUGUCAAUGCAGGCGGUACUGGAUUAUCUUUAUACCAAGCAGUUGUCACCUAACUUGGACCUGGACCCACUGGAACUAAUUGCCUUGGCAAACAGAUUUUGCCUGCCACACUUGGUUGCACUUGCAGAGCGGCACGCUGUUCAGGAGCUGACCAAGGCCGCCAUGAGUGGCGUGGGCAUUGAUGGGGAAGUGCUCUCUUAUUUGGAACUGGCCCAGUUUCACAAUGCCCACCAGUUGGCCGCCUGGUGUUUGCACCACAUCUGCACCAACUACAACAGCGUUUGUUCCAAGUUCCGCAAGGAAAUCAAAUCGAAGUCUGCAGACAACCAGGAAUACUUUGAGCGGCACCGCUGGCCCCCUGUGUGGUACCUGAAGGAAGAAGACCACUACCAGCGUGUGAAAAGGGAAAGAGAGAAGGAAGAUAUUGCACUAAAUAAACAUCACUCGAGACGAAAGUGGUGCUUCUGGAAUUCAUCUCCAGCGGUCGCCUGAGGCAGAAGAGAAAAAAAAAAAAUCAGAAAUCUGACACACCACUUUUAAAAGCACUACUGUAAAAUUGGUCUUACUAUUAGAGAUAAGGUGUAGUUCAGGUGUCAGGCACUCAUCUUCCUCCACUUUCAUGCAUUUAUCUUUGUUGGGAUCAAAGCACAAGCUCACCAUCCAUGAGCCUGGACAAAAAGGGAAGUUGACGCUCACUGCAUUCCUUAAACUUGUAUAUUUUUUGUUAGAAGGCUUAAUAAACUUUAGUCCGUUAUCUCA
Messenger RNA from Eubalaena glacialis (North Atlantic right whale), 2648 nucleotides. It is a transcript of the gene RHOBTB1, whose product is annotated as Rho related BTB domain containing 1. The transcript is spliced from 11 exons. The record is from RefSeq and is a predicted model, not a curated record. Gene Ontology annotation, biological process: small GTPase-mediated signal transduction. Bases 288 to 2381 code for a protein of 697 amino acids. NCBI's taxonomy places the organism in Eukaryota, Metazoa, Chordata, Mammalia, Artiodactyla, Balaenidae. Gene Ontology annotation, molecular function: GTPase activity; GTP binding; protein binding.